Messenger RNA from Tachysurus fulvidraco (yellow catfish), 3264 nucleotides. It is a transcript of the gene fbxl2, whose product is annotated as F-box and leucine-rich repeat protein 2. The transcript has 14 exons. The coding region runs from base 376 to 1674 and encodes 432 amino acids. Gene Ontology annotation, biological process: SCF-dependent proteasomal ubiquitin-dependent protein catabolic process. Gene Ontology annotation, cellular component: SCF ubiquitin ligase complex. Lineage: Eukaryota; Metazoa; Chordata; Actinopteri; Siluriformes; Bagridae. Gene Ontology annotation, molecular function: protein binding. The record is from RefSeq and is a predicted model, not a curated record.
UAAAGCUAAGUGGUUAUUUAACUGUUCUCAUUUACUCGGAUUUCAUUUAUGUGAUUACUUUGAUAUGCGUUAAUCUUUCACUGCAGAGCUUAGAAUUUGAGCUCGAGUGCCGAGCGGAUGUGUAGUCAGGGUAGCAACUCGUGAGGCGGAAGUGAAGUCAUAGCGCAGCAGCAGCGGUCUGCCUCGUCCAUGUUAUUAUUGUUAUUUUGACUGGGAUGGUCGGCGGCGAAAGCCCCGGACUCCUCCGGUCUCCGACAUAAGCACACGCGGCUCACCGUCCUGGAAGACACACUGCUGUAAAGAGAGAAAAACAAAUAAAAAACAAAUCGCUGCUCGUCCGGACUUGUGUAUAUAAUUGUUGAUAUCGCGGCGGAGAUGAACAGCAUCACCAAGGGCAGAUUCGAGGUGUUCUCAAACAGUGAUGAAGCCCCAAUCAACAAGAAGCUUCCCAAAGAGCUCCUGCUCAGGAUUUUCUCCUACCUAGAUGUGGUUACUCUGUGUAGGUGUGCCCAGGUAUCCAAGGCAUGGAAUGUUCUAGCACUGGAUGGAAGCAAUUGGCAGAAGAUUGAUCUCUUCAACUUCCAAACAGAUAUUGAGGGUCGUGUGGUGGAGAACAUUUCAAAGAGAUGUGGCGGUUUUCUGAGACAGCUGAGUUUGAGAGGUUGUCUCAGUGUAGGCGAUGCCUCUAUGAAGACUUUUUCACAGAAUUGCCGUAACAUAGAGCAUCUGAAUCUAAAUGGCUGCACUAAGAUCACAGAUUCCACCUGCAUCAGCCUCAGCAAGUUCUGCUCCAAACUCCGUCACCUCGACCUCACGUCCUGUGUGUCCAUCACCAACCAUGCACUCAAGGCAUUAAGUGAGGGCUGUCGCAUGUUAGAGAAUCUGAACCUAUCUUGGUGUGAUCAAAUCACACGUGAUGGCAUUGAGGCGCUCAGCCGUGGCUGCACCAGCAUCAAAGCAUUGUUCCUUAGAGGUUGCACACAGUUGGAUGAUCCUGCACUGAAGCACCUUCAGAAGCACUGUCCUGAGCUCAUGAUAAUCAACAUGCAAUCAUGCACGCAGAUAACAGACGAGGGUUUGGUGAGUUUGUGCAGAGGCUGUCACAAGCUGCAGAUGGUGUGUGUGUCUGGCUGCAGCAACAUCACGGAUGCGUCUCUGACUGCACUUGGCCUCAACUGCCAACGGUUAAAGAUCCUGGAGGCUGCGCGCUGCUCUCAUGUGACUGAUGCUGGUUUUACUGUUCUGGCGAGGAAUUGUCAUGAUUUGGAGAAAAUGGAUUUAGAGGAAUGUAUUUUGGUCACUGACAACACACUGGUUCAGCUUUCAAUCCAUUGCCCUCGGCUCCAGGCCCUGAGCCUUUCACAUUGUGAACUGAUAACAGAUGAUGGGAUUAGACACCUGAGCAGCAGUGUGUGUGGACAGGAGCGGCUGCAAGUUGUCGAGCUGGAUAACUGCCCCUUGAUCACAGACAUCACUCUAGAGCACCUGAAGAGUUGCCAAAAACUUGAGCGCAUUGAGCUCUACGACUGCCAGCAAGUCACUCGCGCCGGAAUCAAACGUAUACGAUCUCACCUUCCUGAGAUUAAGGUCCAUGCCUACUUUGCACCAGUUACACCCCCUCCCUCGGUGCAUGGAGGGGGGCAACGUCUCUGUCGCUGCUGCGUCAUACUCUGACAGUGGAUGGAGCCUCUGAAGCAUACCAUGGAGAGUCAGUCUGUCAGUCAAACUCUAAACCACACCUUGCUCCUGCUGGCUACUCUCACUAAGCUCUACACGGAGGUGUGGCUGGGAACGGCACGGUUGGAUCAAUGAGGGUUUAUUGGGCAGCAGGAUGGAGCUACACAUAUUAUUGAAAAAAAAAUUAUCAUUCAAAAUACAAAGAAUAAUUACUAUGUAAAAUUUGACCGUUCAAAUGGAAUCCAUGAGAAGAGACUGGAAAAAGCCACUUUGUAAAAUAUUUCACAUUUGGAUUUGUAGAAAACACAUUUGUGGAUGUACUUCAAGCAGAAAGACAUCGUACUACUGGCUACAGAACCUCGUAUGGGAUGGUCACUGAGGGCUUGAUGAGAACCAGACAAUGUUUACUUCUUCAUCCACUAUCAAUUUUGAAUGAAUUAUUUCCUUAUGACAGGAUGCAUUAUAUCAUGAGAUUAGAUAAGUGAGGAGCAGGACAUGACAGUUCUGUAUUUGGAAUUUUAUAGUAACCGAUUCAGAGAAUGUUCAAUUAUGUAAAACAAAACAUAACACUACAAAGAAGCAACCUGGAAUAAUGUGGUUUCUGUCAGUGCUCAGCAUUCUUUACAGAAAAUUGAUCAAAUAUUUUGAUGGAUCAUGAUACAUACAGUAACAUAUUUCCAUACAUGGAAAGAGCUGAAAAUGUAAGGAAGAGAUGGAGUAUAUAUGUGGACAGAAUGGGCACAUUCAGAUUUUUAGGCUCUACAAAUGGAAUGAAGGAAUAUUAUGAGUGACUUCAUUUAAAAAAAAAAAAAAUUUACUGAAGACGUCUACUGGAGCAGAUAAAGAUGAAUUUUAAGUUCUAAGUGCAAUAUUUCAAAGGCCCAGGUUUUCUGUUCAAUGUGAAAUUGUGCUCUUUUUACAAUUCCCUUAUACAUUCUUGCUUGCUGCCUAUUAUUGCAGUAUUAUUUAACAGACCAGGAUAUAGAAUGUAAUUUUCCAUUACAAGUUGUUUUUUUUUUUCUUUUCUUUCUCAUUAUUUCCCCAAUUUAAUUCCCGAUGUGCACAUAUAUAAUCUGCAUACUGUAUGCUUGUUAUGUAGUUCUGAGCACUGAAAAACUGAAUGCACCUUGGGCCGCAUGUUACUAAUGCAGAUGACUGUUGAAUUAAUUUCCUAAUCAAUAAUGAUGGCUUUUGGGUGCGAGUGCCUUUGAUUUUUCAAUGCUGGAAUGGACAUUGGGAAAUCCAGCCUCCGAGAUAAAAGACUCAGGUCUGUGAUGUGAUUCAUCAGCUAUUUUCCUUUCCUGCUUCUUUGAUUGUCAGCAGUGAAGAAAGUAGGAGCAACAUAUACAGGUGAUGGACCACGCACCUCACAAAAAACAAGCACUGCAUCUAUGUUUGGUGGGUUAUUGUUGUUGCUACUGAGGAUGAAGUGUGAAGUGUAAUUCUGCAGCAAUGUACAGGACAACUGCUUUCCCUCAUCGUUCAUUCAUAUUUCUGAUAACCAUUUGGGGAAAAAAGCUACCUGACUGUCCUUGUGUUCUGGUGUUACUGUAAUAUUUCUUUAAAUAAAAGAUCUGAGCAGUGUGU